AUAGCAGCGUUGGUCCAUGGAAGACGGCAACAUGGACUCAGCCGUACCGCGCGCCAGCAGACGCAGAACCAGGUCUCGCCAGUAACGGAAGAUGACAUCGGCCUGAAGUUGCUCCGCGAUGCACCGGCAAAUGCAUCCCAGAUCAUUGACAUUGUCGCGAUCCACGGCCUCGGCGCCCAUCCUGAUGAGAGCUGGUGCGCGAAUGCGGGCACUAGGGAAAGCCCGCAGUGGGUCAACUGGCUCAACGAGGAAAACAUGCUACCGGCGUUGGCGCCGAACGCGCGCAUCAUGCGAUAUGGAUAUGAGUCGCAGUGGUUCGGCAAGGAGAUAAUGCAGCAGAGCGUUUCUACAGUAGCAGAGCGGUUACUAGAAGCCUUGCACCGAAUGAGAAAGGAUGUUUGGUUUCGCCCACUGUUAUUUAUAGCGCACUGCUUCGGAGGGCUGGUUGUGCUCAAGACACUGUUUAAAGCCCAGCAAUUCCAGGAGAAAUGGUGUGGAGUAUUUAAAUCGACUACUGGUCUAAUCUUCUUUGGCACACCAUUCCGAGGCGCGGAAGGCAUGAAUCAAAUGGAAAUGCUGGAGGCAGCGCGCCGCGAGUACCACGAGGAUCAAGGACGUGGUCAACGACUACUUGGAAAUAAUGCAGGGACAGACAAACAAGACAAAGAUUGCAUGCUUCUAUGA
This is a messenger RNA of Didymella exigua CBS 183.55, 684 nucleotides long. RefSeq lists its product as uncharacterized. The record is from RefSeq and is a predicted model, not a curated record. Lineage: Eukaryota; Fungi; Ascomycota; Dothideomycetes; Pleosporales; Didymellaceae. The annotation marks the transcript as partial. The transcript has 6 exons.